CAUUUUUCAGCUCCAUCCCAUUUUCUGCAUCAACCCCCCAUCCAUCAUCAGCAGCAAAUUCUAACCUGUACGGAACUGAACAAAACCCAACCACAAAAACCCACAAACAAAACUUUGUACCUUUCUUUUUAAAAUAUAGCAGUAGUCAUCAUCCCCAUCUCCGACCUAGCAGAGAGAAAGAGAGAAAGAGAGAUGGCGUAUGGAAGAGAUGAAAAUAGCAGCAGAGAGAUGAUGUCAGGAGAAGAAGAGAUGAGAAAGAUGAAUGGAAGAGGGAAGAUUGAGAUCAAGCGGAUCGAGAACACCACAAAUCGUCAGGUCACUUUCUGUAAGCGCCGCACCGGUUUGCUGAAGAAGGCCUACGAGUUGUCGGUUCUCUGUGAUGCUGAGGUUGCCUUGAUCGUCUUCUCCAACCGCGGCCGCCUCUACGAGUACUCCAAUCAAAGUGUUAAAGCAACAAUUGAGAGGUACAAGAAAGCAACUUCAGAGCCUGACAACAAGGGUUCUGUUUCCGAAGCCAAUGCUCAGUUCUACCAGCAAGAAGCAUCCAAAUUGCGAGCUCAGAUUGGUAAUUUGCAGAACUCAAUCAGGAACUUGCUGGGUGAAUCUUCAGGGUCGUCUUGCCUCAGAGAACUCAGGAAUAUAGAGGCUAAGGUAGAGAAAGGCCUUAGCCAAGUUCGAUCCAGAAAGAACGAACUUAUGCGCGCCGAAAUUGACUUCAUGCAAAAGAGGGAGGUCGAUUUACACAACGUCAAUCAAUAUCUUCGGGCUAAGUUCGGUUCACCAGCAGAUAAUUUACGUAUGAUAGGUGAAGCUGAGAGAGCAGAUGAGCAACAAACGAGUUUGAUGGCAGCUGUUGGGAAGUCUGACUAUGAAAUUGCAUCGUCGGAACCGCCGUAUGAUGCUCGGAAUUUCAUCCAAGCCACCAAUGGCCUGCAAAGGAACAACCGUCAUCAUGCAUGAAUUUACCGCGCUCUUGAGCUAGUUGCACACAGCUAAGAUGCUAAAAGUUGGGCUGCAAGGUUUUGAAUUGGCAUCUCAUGUCUACAAGUUUCUACUUAUGUACCCUGCUAAACAAGGUUAAAUUAAACCACUAAUUGGCUGUGUGGUCGAGUUAAUUGUACUCUUCAAGAGUUUUUACUUCCUUUUCUCCCGAUCUUGAACCAUGUUUUCUAUUUCACUCUUGUUUAAUUAGUAUUACAUGAAAAAGAUCGAAGCAUAUUUAUGCCACUUAGUUUAUUUUCCUCUACAAAUAUAUGCUAAUUCUACUCAAAAUGUUAAUCACGUUUAUUGCAAAUGAUUUGGGAUGAAAUGAGUAUUUAGUGCUCAAUAAAAU
Oldenlandia corymbosa var. corymbosa is the source of this 1333-nucleotide messenger RNA. The record is from the annotation of a GenBank genome assembly. Lineage: Eukaryota; Viridiplantae; Streptophyta; Magnoliopsida; Gentianales; Rubiaceae.